Molecule: messenger RNA, 5690 nt
Organism: Coturnix japonica (Japanese quail)
Lineage: Eukaryota; Metazoa; Chordata; Aves; Galliformes; Phasianidae
Gene: TMEM240
Product: transmembrane protein 240
Cellular component (GO): synaptic membrane
Source: RefSeq, a predicted model, not a curated record
AAUUAUUUAUAUAUAUUUUUUUGCGCCGAUCGGGAGAGGUUGAUUUUUUUGGGGGGGGGAGGGUCGGGGGGGAGAAGAUGCAAUGAGGCUCCCCCGGACUGGGUGAUUUUUUUGCUGCUUGCCUCCUCCUCCUCCCCCCAACCUCCCCCCGGUCUCGGCUGGUUCGAUCUCCAGUUGCUGCAUGCGGGGCUGUGCCUUGUGCCCGCUCCCGGAGCCGCCGUGGCGCACCUCCAUCGGGCCCAGCAGCCGACGGCCUUGGGAGGAGGGGGGGGGGGGCAGGCAUUUUUUUAGAGUAUUCAUCCCAUUUUUCAAGCUAGGUGCAUUUCUUUUCUUUUUCUCCUUCCCUUCCACCUUUGUCUUAGGGAAAUACAACAAAUAAUUAGAUAUCUAUACAAUAACAACCCACCUACCCCCAAACCCCCCCCACAGCGGGCAGCCCGAGCCGCCCGGUACGGGGCAGUGCGGGUGUGAGCGCGGGGGGCGCCCCGCCGCCCCACCGCCCCCCGCCGCAACGCAGCGCGAUGCGCUCCGGGCUCCGCGCUGCGCAAUAGCGCGGCCGCCGCUCGCAGAAAGCGGGCUGGGGGCGGCCGGAACCCACCGCUACCGAUACCCAGUUGAUGUCCAUGAAUGCAAACACCAUGAUUUUCAUGAUCCUGGGAGCCUCUAUCGUUAUGAGUUGACCAGAUGCCUUGGUUAUGGGCUCUUACAGGCAAUAGCUUGCUUGAUGGACAUGAAUGCGUUGCUGGACAGAUUUCACAAUUACAUCCUACCGCAUCUGAGAGGGGAAGACCGAGUUUGUCACUGCAACUGUGGCAGGCACCACGUCCAUUACGUCAUUCCAUAUGACGGGGAUCAGUCCGUGGUGGACUCCUCGGAAAACUACUUUGUGACUGACAAUGUAACCAAGCAAGAGAUCGAUCUGAUGCUGGGACUGUUGCUGGGUUUUUGUAUCAGCUGGUUUCUGGUGUGGAUGGAUGGGGUUCUCCACUACGCUGUGCGAGCCUGGAGAACCAGCCGGCGGUACGACAAUUCCUGGUCUUGGAUUCCAAAGUUUUGUAACUUAAAGGAGUUCAGAAAACGUCACCACAGGCAGUACGAGGAGGCGACCGGGAACAUGGUGCACAUCAAACAGAAGCUGUACCAUAACGGGCAUCCCAGCCCGCGGCACCUCUAAGGAACUUCCUUCCCCUCCAGAGACUGCAGUGAGGUUUUAAAGAGGACUUUGCUCUUCUUCCAGGGGAACAGCUCUAAGUUUGCUCCUCACUGGAAGCCAGCGAGGACAUCAUUUUAUUUCUCCAUCCCGUGUGUCCCCCCGUGGCACACCACGAUGCACAACUAAGCCAGUCCUGGAUGCUACGCAGCCAAGACAUUGCACUGUGUUCCACGUUUUAUUGUCAGACUUGUGUACAUAUGUAAAAAGGAAAAAAAAGCAGACAAAAACAAACCAAAACGAAACGAGAAAAAAGAGAUUUGCAUUAUACUUUCAACCUGGCAUUCACGGCUGUCCUGCACAUCCAGCUGCCCUGCAGGGAAUGUUGCCCCAGGGUAUGGAGGUGGAAGUACAUGAAGAAGAUGCAGUUUCUCAUCCGAGUGCUAGAAGUCCCCCAUUUCUUUGGUCCUUUGGUUUGGUUUUGCUCUUCUCUGUUCCUUCUGUUGUUAGAAUGGUACCAGGUUUGGACAGGGGCUGCUGCCAGUUAGAUGGGAGGGCGGCUUCCCUUUGCUUUGGUUCAUGUUUUUGGGCAUUGCUGUGGGGGAAGGAACGUGUGAUGGGUUUGUUCUUCGUGUUGCUGCACACUGAAACCUGCCUUAAGCAAGAUGCAAAAUCUUCCUAGCAGGGCAGCAGCUCUGUGAGGGAUCAGCCCAUGCAAUGGGGCUGGUGCUGUUGCUCCUUGCUGCUGUUAGAGAGGGUGGAGAAGUGGAUGGGGCUGAGAGGCAUUAAACCUGGUUUGUGCCCUCAUCCAUGUGCCAUGUGGAGCACUGCAGCAAGCUGGGCUUGGCCUGAGGCUCAUGGGCCUAAAGCCAAACUCACCUCCCAAAGCAGAUGUGCCAGGAAGGGCUGAAGUCAAAGCAAUGGAUGCUCCUGUGGGGUUUUUGGUUUUGCUUCUGCUGGGCACAGCUUAGGUGUGGGUUUCAGUGUUGCUAUGGUGUGUCUGAAGCCCCACUCUGCACCCGGAGACCUUCAUGUCCUGGAGAGCAGCUGGGAGCGAUGCUGGUGGGCAGGGAUGUGCUGGGCUGGGAGCUUUGUUGUGUGCCAGGGAGGAGCUGGAGCUGAGAACCAAAGGUGGUGGCCCCACAGCUGCCAUUUCUCCUUCAUUCCUCCUUUCAUGGUGAGCAGGCUUGUGUUUAUAUGGGAAAAUGUCCAGAACUAAAGGAUGCUGAGCGCUAGAGGACUGCUGCUUUCUUCUGUGGGUUCCUUGACUCUGUCAAUGGCCUCCUGUUGUUUGGUUGUAAUGUCAGAGAAGGGAUAAGGGCGUCAUGACCCCCAGCUCUUCUCCUCCCUAUCCCAGCUUCUCCACAUCACCUUUUGGUUGCUUCCUAUGCCAAGAACCUGUUCUGUUAUUUAUGAGCCCUCAAAGGCAGCCAAAGGCCAACCACAGCUACUCUCCCCAGUUCCUACCUUUGCUGUCCCAUAGCGCCUCUUGUCUUGGAGUCCCAGUUUCUGUCAGGGCCCUGAUAGUUGCCCAGUCUGUAUUUGUGUCUGUCUGCUUGACUGUCUGUCAUUAGGACUUCUGCGAUGCCCUCAGCCCCUUGUUAGCAUCUGGGGAGUGACUUUUCCUUUCCAAGACACGAGGCUUUGCAGCUUCCUUUGUGUGCUUGCCCAUAGGGACACAGCCUAUGGGGACAGAAGAUGCCCAUCUCCAUGGGCCCAUGAGGUUGAGCUGUAGCAGAGAACAGGUGGGGACCAUUCAGCUCUGAGUUGAAGAUGGGGUGAUAUUUUGCAAGGGAGAAAGUUUCACUGAGAUGAGGACAAACGUUGAGUUUGUUAUGGGGGAUAAUAAGAUAGAAUAAAGAAACAGACCACCUUAGAAUUAAACAUAUUGGCUUUGCUCUUCUCUGGAAUCUGGUUGUGAACCUUGCAGCAGGAGAGAGUGAGGUGGCAGCUCAUGUGGAUCAUCAGAUCCACAGUGGGAUUUCAGAAGUCUGUUAGGCUCUAGAAGACAUAAACCAGUCCUGCAUGGUGCACAUCUCCCUGCUUUAAGAACAGAAGGUUUCCUAAUCUGCCGUGGCUGCAGCAAUCAGCACGUGAGCUUUGUUUGGUUUACACUCAGUCAGAAAAUAAAACGAACAAGAAAAUACUCUCAGUGCAAUUAAAUUCACUGGGAAUAAUUCUCUGCUCCUGAAGCCAUGGGAAGCAGCCCCUUCUCUUGCAGAGCAGGACACAUAAAGCCAGCAGGGCUUUAUGCCCUAUUGGUUCUUAUCCUUUAUAAACAAGGGAUAAAACUCAUUUCCAAGCAGCAAGGCCACUAUCCAAGGGACGUGGUCUGUGCAAGGGCAAUGCCAGGCAAGCUCAACAGUUUGACUGGGUGAUCCUAGGGGUUUUAUUCCAACCUCAGUGUGAGAAAGCUCCGUGUUCCUGGGCUCAGCUGGCUCCUUUGGAGCUCCUAUAGAUGUGACCCUAUGGGACGUGCCCAUUGCUCCAUGCUUGGGGUGAGUGUUCCCAGCACUGCGGUUGCUUGUUGCUCUGUCCCAUUGAGGCUGCUGCUGUUUGGCCACGUGAAGUCUGCUGUUGCUCUGUCUUCUUUCCCCGUGCAUGUGUGCGUUUUGCUUCCGUCUGGGUGUGGGGGUGUUUUCUCCUCGUUCAUUGUCUGAGAUGUUACUACUGUUGACUUGUUUGUUGUUCUCUGAUCCAGUCUUCCCCCCCCAAAAACAACAAAGGAAAACAACCCAAAACCAACCAACAAAAUCAAACCAGACCACAACAACCCAAAACCCAGCGACAGCCCCAUAUGAAAAGGGUCUGGGUGGGGAGAAAAGUGGCAGGGUCAGGGCAUUGCAGAAUAGAUGCUGCGGGGUGCAGAGCUGGACAAGGAGUGGGAGUGUGCUCUGUGUCCCAGCGCUCGGCCACCAGAUGCUCCGAGGGAGGUUCCUGCAGCAUUUGGUGGUGGAGGAACGUUGUGCUGCUUCAGGAAGGGGUUAUUUUUAGAGCAGAGACAGCGCUGCAAACUGUGCGUGCUGAUCCUCCAGAGCUGGGAUUGGUGCUGGAAAAGUCCUCCCUGAGAGCAGCACAUCGAACCCAGCCUGUGCCAGCCCUCCUCUGUUCCUACAGCGUCCCUUCUUUGUAGGAGAGCUGUGUGCUAAUGAAGGCCAUCUCAUCCAGUUGCUUCCUAUCUGGAAUCACUGUGGCCAAGCGCUGUAGGAGGCCCAGAAGGGAUCCCAGACCCACUUCCCAGGCUUCACACCAUGGCACAGUGGUCUUGGUGGCUCUCGCUUCUGUUCUCUACCUCAUUUUCCAGUUGCACGCAGCUGGGAGAAGAGAAUACCCAGUCCCAAAGGAUUCUAAAGAGCUGCUGAGAUGGUGAAGGGAGCAGAGCAUCUCCCAGGAGAAGGGAAGGCUUGUAGGGGGAUUUCACCCAUCUGUAUGAGUAACCUUGAAGGGAGGGAGCAAAGAGGACAGAGCCAGGCUCAUUCCAGCAGUGCCCAGGGAUGGGAGACAGGCAAUGGGCACAAACUGGAGCAUCAGGAAGCACUUUGUGCAUGGUGUAGGUGUGGAGUGUUGGUACGGAUUACCCAGAGGUUGUGGAAUCUCUUUGGAGAGAGAAUGAUGAGGUCACCCCACCCCAGGCAGCACUGCUUGAGCUGGACCCAUAGGUCCCCCCUAACCUCAACCAUGUAGAGAUUCUGCAAAGCACAAAUCUGUGCAGAGGGUGAUGAGGAGCUGAAGCUUCAUGAGCCACUAUAUCAGACUGUGGGAGGUAUGUGCAAACAGCAGGAGCCCUCACUUACCUUGGGUUCCAUCUCGGAGGGCACAGGCAGGAGAGCCCUGGGGCAGUCCCGCUCUAAUGCCACCCCCCCACUUGUAUGGUGGGAGAGCUUCAAAUGCAGAAACAACCAACAGAAGCUCCCAGAGCAUCUCUAGAGGUGAAGGACCAGAAGUUCUUCCAUUAUUCAUGCAUUCAGCAAAAGUAGAAAGAACUUUGGACCAGAAUGCAUUCACCCCGAGUCCGCUGGUGGAGCAGAUGUGAUAGGGCUGCACACAGGGGAGCAGGGCAGGGCAGCACAGGAGGAAUCUCCUGGGAUUGCUCUGCAGUGAAGACACAACAGAAAGCAGACCCCAGGGUGAUGCUUUCCCUGAUCAUUAAUCCUUUCUUUCUUUCUUUCUGCAUUCAAACCCUUUCUGCAUGCAUCAGACAGGAGAGGUACAACUCGAUAACAACAGAGGGAGAGAUUAUUCUCCAAGCCCAGAGCAGUCCCUACUGUGGUUGAAAAGCAAUAAUGGCCAGUUUUCUAUUAAGCACACCUGCCCGUGCAGAUGGCAUUAGGGCUGCUGUGCCCGAGCUGAGGGACGUCCCGGAGCACGUGGUGGGGGAGGCAGCAGGAAAAGCACACUGUGAUUUUAUUUGGGUCAACGAGAGAGCUUAAUUCAGCCAUUCCUUCCCUUCCAGUGAUAUGUUUGUACAGUAGGUAACCAGUUCUGCUCCUGAAACCAAGCCCACCCUUUGCUGUUUGUCAGUAAAAUAUUCUUUUUUGCA